AUGACGGAGAUGUGGGCCCCAAUGUCCGGGCAUCCAGAUAAAAUGAAGUGGUACCUGUCAACGGGGAAGUCCCUCAGUGUAGUGGUUCGAGUUGAGGAUGGCGUGUUUCGAGUUUGGGAGAUGGUGUGUGGGGAUAAUUAUUAUUGGAGGGAAUGGGAACAUCAGAUUGUGUUGGGAAGUGAAAUUCAAUAUCCGUCUAGUAGUAUUUAUCCGGUCGGUUGGUUGCAGCACAUGGAGGUGUUGGUGUUUGAAGGAUGGUCCAAAAACAGGGCUUUCGAUGUUUUCUACAUGGUUAUUGCUACUGGGGAAAUAGGAUGGAUUGCCCCCGUAUCAUCAAGUGAGGAGAAAGGGGAAUCUUAUACAAGUAUUGGUCCAUUUUUACCUCACAAGAACACCCUUGUGCAGUUGGAGGGUUACUAUUAA
This is a messenger RNA of Striga hermonthica, 423 nucleotides long. The record is from the annotation of a GenBank genome assembly. NCBI's taxonomy places the organism in Eukaryota, Viridiplantae, Streptophyta, Magnoliopsida, Lamiales, Orobanchaceae.